ACGUGUGAGGUUGCCGUCCUGUUGGACUAUUUUCGUUUCGUUCCGGGUGACUUGUAUGCGUUUACACAGUUUGUUUAGAUAAAAACGGGAAAUAAACUAGGAAACUAAGCUACGCAAAGUAAUAAGGCAUCGUGAAGUUUUUUUAAUAGAAACGGAAGUGAAAACAAUAAUCUAAAAUGGCUCUAAUGACUAUGAUAGCUAGAGUCGUCGACGGACUUCCACUAGUUGGAACAAUGCAAGAAGAUGAACAGGUAACUCGUCGCUACUCGGGCAGAAGUGUGUUAGAAUAUCAAAAUCAGGCCAAGCUUCUAUUUCGAAAGCUUAGUCCUAAUUCACCAAAUCGUUCCAGCAUAGAAACUGGUCCUUACUUAUUUCACUAUUUAAUUGAAAAUGAUGUUUGCUAUCUGGUCAUGUGCGAUAAAAUGUUUUCGAAGCGAAAUGCCUUUAAUUAUUUGGAAGACAUCGCUCAAGAAUUUCACAACAACUACGGACGCAGGGUUAAUUCCGUAACAAGACCUUAUGCUUUUAUAGAAUUCGACAUAUACAUUCAGAAAGCAAAGAAAUCUUUGACAGAUCGACGGAGAAAUAUCAAUACUAUCAACACUCAGCUUCAAGACGUUCAAAGGAUUAUGGUCCAAAAUAUCGAUGAUGUUUUGCAACGUGGUACGGUUUUAUCAGAACUGGACACCAAAACACAAAAUCUUUCCAUGCUUUCCCAAAAAUAUAAGAAGGAUGCGACGUAUUUAAACCGGAAAUCACUUUAUGUAAAAGGAGCAGUGGCUGGUAUCGUGCUAGUUGUGUUUGUUCUAUACUUUUGGGUUAUUUAAUAACAUCUGAUUGCUUUAUGUAAAGACAUCGUGUUUAUCGUGUGUAUUCAUAUUAAGGAAAUAUUAAACUAAUGGGUUACGUUACGGAUGAAGAAAGGACAACACUUGUUAUAUAUAUUUCCAACCAUGAUGAUGGCUAAACUGUGGAUUUGAUGUAUUUCUUCGUCUCUUUCAUUACAUACACUUUGUUAAAUAGCAAAUCAGUCGUUAUAAACACUACGUUUUUUAUUAUUCAA
This is a messenger RNA of Anopheles coustani, 1063 nucleotides long. RefSeq names its product vesicle-trafficking protein SEC22b-B (gene Sec22). Bases 177 to 827 code for a protein of 216 amino acids. Lineage: Eukaryota; Metazoa; Arthropoda; Insecta; Diptera; Culicidae. Gene Ontology annotation, biological process: vesicle fusion with Golgi apparatus; endoplasmic reticulum to Golgi vesicle-mediated transport; retrograde vesicle-mediated transport, Golgi to endoplasmic reticulum. The record is from RefSeq and is a predicted model, not a curated record. The transcript has 4 exons. Gene Ontology annotation, molecular function: SNAP receptor activity. Gene Ontology annotation, cellular component: SNARE complex; endoplasmic reticulum-Golgi intermediate compartment; Golgi membrane.